Amorphotheca resinae ATCC 22711 is the source of this 942-nucleotide messenger RNA. RefSeq lists its product as hypothetical. NCBI's taxonomy places the organism in Eukaryota, Fungi, Ascomycota, Leotiomycetes, Helotiales, Amorphothecaceae. The record is from RefSeq and is a predicted model, not a curated record. The transcript is spliced from 2 exons. The coding region runs from base 1 to 792 and encodes 263 amino acids.
AUGUCUUCAAAAGUCGUACUCGUCACCGGUGCGAAUCAGGGGUUGGGAUUUGAGACUAUUCACGUAACUGCUCUACGCGAUCCCUCCGCAACCUACCUCCUCGGAUCUCGCAAUCUGGAGUCCGGCUACGACUCCGUGAAGAGACUGAAAGAUCUGGGUGUGAAAGCCGAGAUUGAAGUGCUCCAGCUCGACGUCACCAACGACGAGCAAAUCGAGGCAGCUGUGGACACAGUGCAAAAGAAGUAUGGGAAACUUGACGUGCUCGUAAACAAUGCUGGGAUCGGGUUCAUAGGACGGAAACCAGAUGUGACGUUGUCUGAUAUCAGGAACACGUAUAAUGAUGUCUUCAACGUCAAUAUGACCUCUGUUGCGGUCGUCACUACUGCUUUCCUCCCGCUCCUCCACGCCGCCAAAUCGCCAAAGGUAAUCAACAUCACGUCUGGCUUGGGCAGCAUGACGAUCAACUUGAAGAAGAAAAUCGGGAGGAGUGUACCAUACGGGGCUAGUAAGGUGGGCUUGAAUGGCCUAUCGGUGCAUAUGCAAAUCGCGGAGAAUGAUCGGAUCGAGAGAGAGGAAGCUAAAGGGAAGGGCAAGAGUGAAGGCAGGAUUAGAUAUUUUGUUGUGCAGCCUGGGUUGUUGAAAACUGCCUUCACCGGGUUCAUGCCGCAUGCGAAGGAUCCGAAAGAUGGCGCGGAGGUGGUGACUCGGUUGGCGCUUGAUGAUGAGGGCGUCUAUUCAGGGGGGACAUAUUGGGAGUUUGAGAGCGGAGAGAUGAGGGAGGUUCCUUGGUAAGGAAGAAAGUGUCGGUGUUACUAUCACCGAUGGUUCUCAUGUGUUUCCGAAUUUUUGAACGAAGGAAGUUUCGGUCCAGGUGAGUUUUGAAGUGUACUGAAUCAGCAUAUUAGGAUCUCAGCCCAUCUGAUGGUAGCCAUCAAUUCCAGU